Messenger RNA from Closterium sp. NIES-65, 636 nucleotides. The record is from the annotation of a GenBank genome assembly. Lineage: Eukaryota; Viridiplantae; Streptophyta; Zygnematophyceae; Desmidiales; Closteriaceae.
AUGGCUACCCCUAGUGUCCUCGCUUUUGACGCUGAGGGCAGGGCCAUUGACUUUGACGUCUGGAUAGAUGACCUGCAGCUUUUCUUACAGUGCGAUAGGGCAGACGGACUCUCUCUCUUUGACCUCACCUCUGGUGCCUCUCCUGCCCCUGCUGCUGGUGCUGACGCCACUUACAAGAGUGCUCAGACCUUGUACGACGCUGUAGUUGCACGCUACUCCUCCCCUGCCACUGCUGCACUGAGCCGCCUCAUGCUACUGGACCACUUCCUCUCAGUCUGUCCCACCACUCUCACUGUUGACCUCCUCGAGAAGGCCCUCCUAGCAGCGGAGAAGAGCAUAGUCGCUGUAGGGGCCGCUCGUGGUGACCCGCGCACCCCCAUCUUUGAGGGGUGUUCCCCCUCCCCUCUUUUGCCCUCUGUUGCCUCUGCUGCUGCGGCCGACCUCCUUGGUCUGGAGUCGGUCGGUGCGGCGUCUACCCCUAGUGGGAAGCGUCGCUCUGGCAAGGGCAAGGGGGGCAGGGGCGCUGGAGGAGCUAGCGGGGGCGGUGGAGGCGGCAGUGGAGGCAGUGGAGGGGGUGGGGGUGGUGGUGGGAGUGGUGGCGGGGGUGGAGUGUCAGAAUGUUAUCUUAUGCUUUAG